CGUGUGGCGAUGCAGUGAUCAUGCCAGUGUGAAUAGCCUCAAUAUUAGUUUGUUUACAACGCAAAUUCUUUGACAGUUCUCGACACACCGGCUGGUUAUCAAACACCUUUCCCUAUUGUGCGAAACGUGAUUACCGCAAAAAAGUGCGUUUAAGCAAGUUUAAUGCAUUGAAUCGAAGUAAAAGAUGCUCAAGUGGCUUCAGUUUGUGCCAAAGAAAUGUAAUACGCUUUCUACCAGAAGUCUGUACGUCGGUGCAAUUGAUGGCGGGCUUUUGCGUCACGCCUUUCGCGCGGAUGAUGCAAACAAAGACGAUUUGCCACUGGUCGAUGAUUCGAUCUCGGCAGCGACAGCAUUGUGGAGAAAGGAAGAGCUCCUGUCGCGCUUGAAAAAUCUGCUCAACUGCAGCCACGAGCAGACGGAAAAAUUGUACAAAGCAAACAGGAAGGCGUUGCGCAUCUUUGCGCCGAAGCUCCUCACCGAUAACAUCGAGCUGCUGCGAGCGAAUGGGAUCCAGGAUAAGUUUAUCUACGAGAACCCGCGCGUACUUUCAACACCCACAGAUGAGCUUUCUACAAAAUUGAAAUUAUUGCGCGAACUUCCUGCAGUGGAAGAUAGCAAAAUGCUUUCGCCGUUCCUAAAAGCAUCGCUCAAAUCUAUCCAGCGAAUGAUCGAUGUGGCCAAGCAGGAGACAAUACCCGGUGGAAAUCGUAUCAACUACAUCAGCGAACGGACCGGCACCGAAGUUCCUGUUGUGAUCAAGUUCUUCGCCACCAACAUACGCGUGUAUCGUAUCGCACUGGAAAAGUUCAUUGCCAACUUGAACCUCUGUUUGGACCAUCUCGAACCGGCUCACGUUGUGCGGCAUCUGUCGGUGUUGGCCUACGCACCGGCUUCAAUAGAGGAACGGUUGAAGGCAUUGGAAAACUCGCCGCUGGAAAAGAUUAAACCGUGGAUGGUGCGCGUACCGGACAUCGCGCUUGGCAAAUCGUUUGAAGAAGUGAUCGAGAAAGGCAAACAACCAGUGUUUAAAGAUAGCGUCACAGGCACAUGGUUUGAGACGUACGUGCUCAAACGCAUGGAAUCGUUGCUCGGCUGCACGGAAGAAGAAAGCCGAGAAAUUUACGAAAAGUGUAAAGGAUCAGUUCACUUGGUGGAAAAUAUUGAGUUCCUGCUGGAGAAGGGAGUGCUGGCCGAAACGAUCAUAAAACAUGCCACAAUACUGAUGGGAAAGCGGGAAGAUCUACAGCAAAAGAUAACCACAAUAGGAACGCUCCAGUGCUUGCGAAAUCUAAACGACGUUAUACCAUUGUGUGUUUUGAAGGCAUACCAGCUGAAAAAGAUCGUUACCAAUCUUAACAACGAGCAGCUCGGCCGCGUCAAUACGAACCGGAUAUAUUACUUCUCCGACAGUACCGGCUUUCUACCGAGCGAAGUGACGGAACAGUUUGCCCGCCGAACGUUCAUGUUUCGCAUACCGAAGGAUAGCUUUCUCGCCAAUCUGAAACUAUUUAUGGAGCACAUGAAUCGGGAAGAUAUUCUCGCGGACCUAUGGGCCUUCAAGUACUCGCCGGGUAUAGUAGCCGAACGUAUUGCAAGGGCGAAAGAGGUGCGCGGAAAGAAGCUGAUGCCAUGGAUGGUUCGCUGUCCGGAAGUAGUGCUGGAGAAGUCGUUACAGCUGACCAAGGAUAGUGGCGCACUGCUCGGGGAGAAUGAAACGAUUGUUGAAUAUUUCUGCAAGCGAUUAGGGUUCAAUCAGGAGGUAGCUAACUCGAUCAUCAUAAAAGCACCAUCGGUACGGAAUGUGCGCAUAACGAAGGUGAAAAAAGUGAUCGAUUAUCUGCUGGAUGAGCUUGAUUACACACCGAACGAUAUUGCGCUAAACCCGCGCAUACUGAUGCACAGUUUGCAGACGACGAAGAAGCGAAUGGCGCAGCUAAAGGAAAUCGGUUGCCGGCCGAAAUCGUUGAUAAUCGUUUGCAAAAGCCAGCGGCAGUACGAUUUGUUCGUGAAGGAAUGGGUAGAUUCAAAGGAGCGGAAGAAGAAAAUACAGCAGUAUGGUUAAGUAGAUCGAAACCGGGAGAAGAUUAGCUGUUGUACGAAAAAGUUUGUUGGAAUAAACGCUUGCUAGAUGAUAAGGAGAGACGGUUGAAAGUAGCCAAAGAGUAAAA
Messenger RNA from Anopheles stephensi (Asian malaria mosquito), 2168 nucleotides. It is a transcript of the gene mTTF, whose product is annotated as transcription termination factor, mitochondrial. Gene Ontology annotation, molecular function: double-stranded DNA binding. Gene Ontology annotation, cellular component: mitochondrial matrix. The record is from RefSeq and is a predicted model, not a curated record. The coding region runs from base 185 to 2062 and encodes 625 amino acids. Lineage: Eukaryota; Metazoa; Arthropoda; Insecta; Diptera; Culicidae. Gene Ontology annotation, biological process: regulation of DNA-templated transcription; termination of mitochondrial transcription. The transcript has 2 exons.